AGAGAAAAGACUAGAAGGACUAUUUUUCUGCCCUCUCGAACGCAAGCGACCUGAAGUGUGCCCGGCAAGAUUACCGGCCGGAAAUUACUGUGAGAAUGUGAAAAGCCCGCUUUGCAUGAGGACGCUACCGAGAGUAGAAGUCUGUGCCAAUCGUGGGCUGUGCGAUAUGUCCCACAGAAUAGGCGCACGAUUUCUUGCUGUCUAUUUACAGCCCUAAACUGUUGUUCGACAGAAAUUAACUUAGAGGCGCUUGACUGUUGCUAGCAGUUUUAUUGACGCUUCAUUUCGUUCGCCAUUUUAUCUUGUAAUCGAUGCGCUUUAGACAUGGGGAGGCUACGGGUUUCGUACCAUUACAGGGUCUCAUGUUUGACUUUGUCAGUUCUCUUCAUCCAGUCGAUCAGCUGCCAUCUCGCUGCACCUAUAGGAGUGAAACCUGGAAACACGGCCAAUCAGAGGGAGAGGAGGGCAUCUAGGGAACCCUACUGGGCAUAUUCUGGGGCGCAUGGUCCAUGGAGAUGGGCAUCAGCAUACCCUGAGUGUGGCGAGAAGAAUCAGUCACCUGUGGACAUCCCAGAUGAACAAGCCCAGAUCUCUCAAGAGUGCCAAGAACUCACCCUGGAGGGCUUUGAGGUCAAGUCAUCUAACAAAACAUCUAUGAAGAACACAGGCAAAACAGUCUCCAUUCUUCUGAAGAAUGACUACUUUGUAAGAGGGGCGGCGCUACCUGGGCGGUUCAAGGCAGAGAAGGUGGAGUUUCACUGGGGCCACUCCAAUGGCUCAGCCGGCUCAGAGCACAGCAUUAAUGGCAAGAGGUUUCCAGUUGAGAUGCAGAUUUACUUCUAUAAUUCAGACGACUUUGACAGUCUCACUAUGGCGAUAAAGGAGAGGAGAAUCAUCGCUGCCAUGGCAGUUUUCUUUCAGAUAGGGAGGAAGGACAAUGUGGCAGCAGAUCCCAUAAUCACAGGACUCAAACGGGUUGUCCAUCAUGAGAAGGAGACAACCCUUGGGCCUUUCAUCCUGAGGGACCUGUUGCCAUCGUCUUUGGGGAGCUACUACCGCUACACCGGCUCCCUGACAACACCGCCAUGCAGUAAAGUAGUGGAAUGGAUCAUCUUCAGUCAACCUGUUUAUCUGUCCUACCACCAGUUGGAGGCAUUCUACUCUAUCUUCACCACUGAGCAGCAGGACCAUGUAAAGUCAGUGGAGUACCUCAGGAACAAUCAUCGGCCCACUCAAGACUUGGAUGGCAGGCUUCUCUUCAGAUCAGCAGUGAAGGACGCCUGGCUUUCAGACCCGAUGACGGAUGGACAGGCUAGCUCCACAGACACUGAGACCUCCAGAAUCUGCAGCAGCAUCCCUGACAACAUGAAAGUUCAUCCUCUGAACCAGACUGCCCUGGUGCUGACCUGGAACCGGCCGUCGAUCGUCUACCACCCACCCAUCUUGGGCUUCCUCGUGUCCUACAGUUGGGUGAAGGAAGAAGUGGCUUUUGAGAAAACCUUCACACAGACCAGUGAGCAGCAUACAAGGGCAGUGAUCACACGAAUGUCCCCAGAUGUUCUGUAUCUGUUCCGAGUGCAGGCCUUGUGUCAGAGAGACCAGCGUAGUGACUUCAGUCAAACACUUUUAUUUAGAGCAAAUACCACAAGGAUAUUUGAAGGUACAAGAAUUGUAAAACCCGGAAUGCCUACGGUGUCUCCACCUUCCUCUGCAGACAUGGCCCCCAUCAGUUCUGGAUCCUCUACAUGGGCCUCUUCUGGCCUCCCCUUCUCUUUCGUCUCCAUGGCAACGGGCAUGGGACCUCCGUCCAGUGGCGGGCAGGCUACGGUAGCAUCUGUGGUUACCAGCACACUAUUGGCGGGCCUGGGCUUCAGCGGCAGUGUAAUCUCCUCUCUCCCUGGGUCCUUCUGGCCCACCCAGUCUCCAGGCUUAAGCCCUACCCCAAAUCGACAGCCAGCUUCUCCCACUUCCGAGACCACUUUCUCUGAAACCAAGGCCACUCCCUCUGAGGAGGGGGCGGAAAUUAAAGAGCCAGAGGAUGAAGACAGUGAUCAAGAAGGAGAGGAAGAGGAAGAUAAAGAGGAAGAGGGGAAAGAAGAAAGAAAAAAGAAAGAAAAGACUGUGAUAGUAAAGGACAAAAAGCAAGGGCAGAGCACUCUUCAGAAUCCUUCUGCUCCUGUGCCAACAUCGACAUCGAAAGAAAAAGAAAAAGAGGGUGGGGCUGUGAAUACAGAGGCCUCCACAGUGCCAUCUAGAGGCAUGGAGGAGCAGCUCUCCAUGGUCACUCAGAGACCGGCAGGGUGGAAUGUGACACAAAUGUCAUGGCUGCCAGACAGUGACAAGACAAACAUGGAGCUUGUCACGAGUUCCACAAAGCUGACCAAUGAAGACAGGGAUCCUUGGCCUUUCUACAUUCAUACUGAGCAAAACAGCAUAUCUACUGUUCACCGGGAUCCAGGCUUCUCAGCGAGCAGGAUGGAAUGGAUCAUCCCUCUGAUGGUAGUGUCAGCUCUCACUCUCCUCUGCCUCGUCAUGCUGCUGGCUGUCCUGGUUUACUGGAGGAUGAAUAGCAUCUGCUCUUUGCUCUGCAUUAAGUACAGGAGGUUUUUCCAUGCUGCUCAUAUCUACAUAGAGGACAGGAAUUCCCCUAGAGUAAUUUGCAAUGAGAGCUUACCUGCCCUCUCCAUACCUGAUGACCAGGAAGCAGUCCCAGUCAGACAGUUCAUCAAACAAAUCAUGGAACUCUACGCCAACAAUCAACAUGGCUUUACUAAGGAGUUUGAUGAGGUUCAGCAUUGCACAGUUGAUGUUAAUAUUACAGCAGAGUAUUCAAACCAUCCAGACAACAAGCAUAAGAACAGAUACAUCAAUAUAGUAGCCUAUGACCAUAGCAGAGUGAAAUUGCAACCGUUGCCUGGAAAAGAUUCCAAACACACUGACUACAUCAAUGCUAACUAUGUAGAUGGUUAUAACAGGCCUAAGGCAUAUAUUGCGGCUCAGGGACCUCUGAAGUCCACCUUUGAAGACUUCUGGAGAAUGAUCUGGGAACAGAACACCAGUGUAAUCAUCAUGAUCACCAAUCUGGUGGAGAAAGGCAGAAGGAAAUGUGAUCAGUAUUGGCCAUCAGACAACAGUGAGGCAUAUGGGACAAUGGUAGUGACGCUGAAGAGCACUAGGGUGCAUGCUUGGUACACUCUACGCCACUUUCUCAUACGCAACACCAGAGUCAAAAAGAGUCAGAAAGGAAGGCAGAAUGGGAGAACAGUGGUCCAGUAUCACUAUACUCAGUGGCCAGAUAUGGGUGUGCCUGAGUACACCCUUCCAGUGCUCACAUUCAUCUCCAGGUCCUCUGCAGCUCGUGCUCCUAACUCUGGGCCCAUCCUAGUUCACUGCAGUGCUGGCGUGGGGAGGACAGGCACGUACAUUGUGAUUGACAGCAUGCUCCAGCAGAUAAAGGACAAAGGCACAGUAAAUGUCCUGGGCUUUCUCAAACACAUCCGCACCCAGCGCAAUUAUCUGGUCCAGACCGAGGAGCAGUAUGUGUUUAUUCAUGAUGCUCUGAUGGAGGCAGUGCUUAGCAAAGACACUGAAGUGCCAGCAUGGCAGCUCCACUCCUAUGUAAACAGCUUCCUCCGUCCGGGCCGUACUGCCACUUCUCGCAUGGAGAAACAGUUUAAGCUGGUGAUGCAGUGUAAUGCCCAUUACAUGGAGUGUUUCAGUGCACUCAAAGAAAGCAACAAGGCGAAGAACCGCAACUCCUCAGUGGUGCCAUCGGAGCGAGCUCGGGUCACGCUCACUCCUCUUCCUGGAGUGAAGGGAACGGACUACAUCAAUGCCUCUUACAUUAUGGGCUACCACAGGAGCAAUGAGUUCAUUAUUACCCAGCAUCCCUUGGCACACACCAUUACAGACUUCUGGAGGAUGAUCUGGGAUCACAAUGCUCAAGUCAUCGUCAUGCUUCCUGACAAUCUAGGUCUAACCGAGGACGAGUUUGUAUACUGGCCCAGCAGAGAAGAGCCCAUGAACUGUGCGGCAUUCACCGUCACCCUCAUCAACACUGAUAAAUUGUGUCUGUCUAAUGAAGACCAGCUCAUCAUCCAUGAUUUUAUCCUGGAGGCCACACAGGAUGACUAUGUGCUGGAGGUUCGGCAUUUCCAGUGUCCAAACUGGCCUGACCUUGAGGCUCCCAUUAGUAACACAUUAGAGCUGAUCAACAUCAUCAAAGAGGAGGUCAUGUCUAGGGACAGCCCCACCAUCGUACAUGACGAGUUUGGUGCAGUUUCUGCUGGGAUGCUCUGUGCUCUGACUACCCUGUCACAGCAACUGGAAAGUGAGGGUGCUGUGGAUGUCUACCAGGUGGCCAAGAUGAUUAACCUCAUGCGGCCAGGGGUCUUCACAGAGAUUGAGCAUUAUCAGUAUCUCUACAAAGCAGUGCUCAGCCUUGUCAGUAAUAAAGACACUGGACUUUGCUAUCCCUACUUGGACAGACAUGGGAGGGUAGUGAACGCAGAUGGAUCCAUCCCGGCUGAGAGCAUGGAGUCUUUGGUGUGAAAGUUCAAAUGAGGGGACACCCAAGUUCAUUCAGCAGACUUUCCUCGAGGCCUUUAUUUUUGCCAGACUCAUUGGUAAAAUAUAUAUUAAAAACAACCUAAAGACUUUUUGUAUACUGAUAAAAAUUCUUUUGAUAUUUAUUUUUGCUGCUUUUUGUUAUCCUGCUGUGUCACAACCUGUUCUUCAAAUAUAGAAACACACACGUGUGCACACACACAUACAACAAAAUGCAGCUGUCUACUUUGCACUAUACUCUCAGUGUUACUGCCUGAUGCCUAGCUGAUCUCCUCCCAUUAUUCCCAUCAAGCUCCUGUCCACUACUUGGGGGGGGGGGUUGGGGGUGGCAAUGCUCCUCUGCAGAAGUCAACACUUUCACUUUUAACACAGACCACAUUAGCGUAGAUACCUGCCUCAUCUACAUGCAAGAUAUUCUCACUAAGGCUCCUCAUGUUCAACUCAAAGCCCAUCAUGAUUCAAGUUUCAUCAGAAGGAAGUGUUGGGUUGUUAUUUUUGGUUAAAUGUCACUGAAAAUGACCAUUUUCAGUCUAACUUAUAUAUGUUAUUUCAAUGUGGUAUAACAGCAACUGUGAACAUAUAUUGUUAUUGGUAGCAUUUCUAUUGUUUUGUAAAACAUAAAUAUAUUGAUCAUA
This is a messenger RNA of Electrophorus electricus (electric eel), 5201 nucleotides long. RefSeq names its product carbonic anhydrase XVI b (gene ca16b). Gene Ontology annotation, biological process: protein dephosphorylation. NCBI's taxonomy places the organism in Eukaryota, Metazoa, Chordata, Actinopteri, Gymnotiformes, Gymnotidae. Gene Ontology annotation, molecular function: protein binding; protein tyrosine phosphatase activity. The record is from RefSeq and is a predicted model, not a curated record.